Oreochromis niloticus (Nile tilapia) is the source of this 4700-nucleotide messenger RNA. Its product is annotated as P2Y purinoceptor 14-like. Gene Ontology annotation, cellular component: membrane. NCBI's taxonomy places the organism in Eukaryota, Metazoa, Chordata, Actinopteri, Cichliformes, Cichlidae. Gene Ontology annotation, molecular function: G protein-coupled purinergic nucleotide receptor activity. The transcript is spliced from 4 exons. Gene Ontology annotation, biological process: G protein-coupled receptor signaling pathway. The coding region runs from base 283 to 1260 and encodes 325 amino acids. The record is from RefSeq and is a predicted model, not a curated record.
UCAGCCUGCAUGUUGAAGUUUCAGAUUUUCAAAUGAAAAUCAGUCAAUGGUAAUAAAGUAACUGAGUCAAAGUUCAAAGAAUAAGUGUAGCAAACACAUAUCUAUCUGGGAAAUAACUUGUGACAGUUUAACAGUGAAAAGAAACAGGAAAUACGUCAGUGGGGAGAGCAACAAUGUGGUCACUGUACAUUUCCUGAUCUACAGUGAUACCAUCACACCGUGAGAACGACUAAAGCAACUUUUCCUUCUCACAAAAAGCUACAAAAUCAGAGAUCUGGAAACAUGGUUGAUCCAAAAUAUGAGACUUCACCUUCCAACCAGACCUGUGAUGCUGUCGACACAUCAGCCAGCACUUUCUUUAUGGUGGUCUACAGUCUGCUGUUUGUUGUGGGUCUACCUCUCAAUGGCUUCGUCAUAAAGUUCUACUGUUGUCAAGCUCAGCACCAGGCAUCGAGCAGCUUGAAGGUCUUCCUGAAAAACCUGACAGCUGCCGACUUUCUGCUCUGUCUCUCUCUGCCACUGCGCAUUGGCCACUAUAGUAGCAGAUCUAUGAUCAUUUGGCAGCUCUACUGCAGCUUUGGAGCCUCUGCCUUCUACCUCAACAUGUGUGCCAGCAUCAUAUUCAUGGGGUACAUCGCUGCCAACAGGUAUCUGAAGAUUGUUGAUCCUUCACGAACUCGUGUCCUGCAGACAGUGCGGACUGCCCGCAUCAUCUCCAUGAUCACCUGGAUUUUUCUCGUGACUACAGGAAUUAUUUUCAUCAUCCUGUUUUUCAUCACUCAUAAAUCUCUGCCUUCUAGUAUCAGCCGCUGUGUUCUCAUCUUUAGUCCACUGGUCACCAUGUCCUUCAAAAUCAUUCAGGCUUUGUGUGUUGUUACUUUCCUCGUGGUCUUCAUAUCCCUGGUCUUCUUCUACUACAGCAUCUCCCACAGGGUGUUGCAGGCACACCAGAGGCAGCUGGCCUCCUCUGGCUCAGAGAAGCUCUUGAAGUCUCGCAGGAACAUGUUGGUGCUGGUCAGCAUCUUUUGUGUUUGUUUUGCCCCAUUUUACCUGGUUCGACUACCCUCAGCUUUUCUGUGGAGCAGCUGUUCUGUGGGUCCAGCGUUGUACUACCUGCAGGAGGUGACCACCAUGGUUGCAGCUUUCAACGUCUGUCUGGACCCUCUUGUUUACUUUUUCCUCUGUAAGACUUUUCAUGCUCAGGUGAGAAUGGCAUUCAGGAGGACCAACAUCCAACAAGCAAAUGAGGAAAGUGAGUAGCAGCUGGACAUCAUUAUCUCAACAACAAACCAAACCAGUGAAUUGUAAAGAAAACUUUGUUGGGUUUUUUGAGAGUCAUUUGAGGUUUUUGAGGCUUAUUGAUCCAAAGUCCAAAGCUCAACCUACCACAAACAUUCUCCCACAGACACCACCAGUGUUUAUGUGGGUUUUUUUUUUUUAACACAUAUUAAAAUGAACUUUUUGCUGUUAAAAAAGUAAAAACCUUUUGUUAAAUUUUGCAAGCCAGAUAGAUGAAGGAUAGAUAAGAUGGCAGUGAACAUCAUAUGAUUAAAGAUCAACUUGAAUGGAUAGCCCUAGUAUUAAGAUUUGACAUCCAGUGAGGGUCUUGAUUUGUCUUCUGUGAGAUGAGCAGUUUAGAAGAUCUCUAAGAGGUUCACAGAGACAGUAAAAGGGGGAACCAAAGUCCAACCUGUGAAUUGAUUUGGGAUUUUUUGUCUUUUUCAUCUGCUCAUUGUUGCCGUGUUAGAUGGUUAAUUUUAAGAAUAAUUCCUUUAUGAAGUGAGAAACACAGAGUAAAAAGUUCCAGCAUGCUUAAUUUACUUGCAAGGAAGCAAAAGCAUACUCAGUGAACAUCUAUGCUAGUGCUCACCAGGGUAUUCCCACAAGUUUCAUUUAUACACUUCUUCCAAUAUUAGUCUGGGAAAAGAUACAGAAGGACAGAUUUAGAGAAACUAAAAGACAAAGAGUGAUACGUCUCUUUAGCUUACUGUUAACGGAUGUUGUAUAGCUUUAAUUCUUCUCAGUAGGCUAGCCUCCAUCGGUCUCUCCCAUACUCCACUAGCCUGGUUUAAAUCAUACCUGUCUGAUCGCACUCAGUUCAUUCAACUCAAAUCCUUUACUUCUCAGCCCUUUCCUCUGACCACUGGUGUGCCCCAGGGAUCUGUCCUGGGGCCCCUUCUUUUCAUUAUCUACCUUCUACCGCUUGGACAUAUUUUCCGUAAAUACAAUAUCCAUUUUCACUGUUAUGCCGAUGACACCCAGCUUUAUCUGUCCACUAAACCUGAUUCUGCUCUUCCCCCAUCCUCCCUCACCCUCUGCUUAGCUGAACUAAAUUCAUGGUUCUCUUCUAAUUUUCUUAAACUCAAUAGUAAUAAAUCCGAGCUCCUCUUAGUAGGCACUAAAUCAACAUUAUCCAGAACCAACAGUUUCUCUAUUACUAUCAAUAACUCGCCGGUCUCCAUUUCUUCCUCUGUGAAAAGUUUGGGUGUCAUCCUCGACAGUACUUUAUCUUUCAAUUCACACAUUAAUAAUGUCACUCGGUCUGCAUAUUUUCAAUUGCGCAACAUUAAUCGUCUCCGUCCUUUUCUCACCUCACAUGCCACUGCCAUUCUUGUCCAUAGCCUUGUUACUUCCCGGAUUGAUUAUUGUAAUUCACUUCUUUUUGGUCUUACUCAAAAAUCCAUCCAUAAGCUUCAACGCAUCCAGAAUUCUGCUGCCCGUAUCAUCACCAGGACCCCUUCUAUCCACCACAUCACUCCUGUUCUGCAGCAGCUUCAUUGGCUCCCGGUCAAGUAUCGUAUCAAUUUCAAAAUACUCUUGUACGCAUUUAAAGCUAUUCAUCAUCUCUCUCCUUCAUAUCUCUCUGAUCUGGUUAACAUCACCGCCCCAUCUCGUUGUCUCAGAUCUUCUUCUUCCCUUAGACAAGGACAUAAGAACUAAGCAGGGAAGAUAAGGGAGAGGAGUGCAUUUAAAGUAUAAAUUGUGGGCAUUCGCUUUUUAACCUUUCAUGAAACAGUAAAGAUAAAAGUCCGAGUAUUAUUCUGAGACCGUUCUCAUUCCGAAAGCGUAACAUCCCAGCAAUUUGUCACAUCCCGAGACGUCCCAUAGUAACGCGAAAGGUAACCUUCCAAGUGCCUAAGAAGAUGGAUGGAUGGAUGGCUGGAUGGAUGGAUGGAUGGAUGGAUGGUGCAAAUAGCUCUUAUAGUUACCCUAGCAUAAGGGUUAGGAUUAAAGGUACCUGGACCAUUCUCAGAUAGUUAGUACUGGGCGAGUCCCCUAGCCCACAUCAGCUCCAACUGAACCCUGCAUGAUCUACUGGAUAAGACUCAGAGGAUCAGAGAUUAGGGCUUUUUAAUCAGAGAGCCUAAAUCAACUUCCUGUAUAGGGGUUCUGUGGGACUAAAGACAGACAACUUAAUUUUAAUUAAAUCUGAUCAAAAAGUUGUACUACACUGUCUCACUGUCCUGGGUCGAUGACCCAGCAGUUUGAGUUUUUCUGUGUUUUUCGGUGUUUUUGUCAUUUUGCGUCAUUAUUUAUGUUUAAGUCCUCUGUGUUAGUCUAGAGUUAUUCUAUUGGCGGUUCUGUUUAGAUUUGUUUAUUGGAUUUCCCCUCGUGUCUUUGCCCUCUGUGUCUCCUUCGGUGUGUAUCUGCUUGGGCUUAUGUGUGUUUUUGUGCCUUGUUUCCCCUCCUUGUGAUUUAUUCCAUAUUUAUUUCCCCAAUCCGCCAUGUCUCACUCAUCUCCUCUCUCAUUCCCUCAUGCUCCUUUGUAUUCCCUCGCUCCCCCUCGUCUGCCUCUCCUCCACUCCUGUGUCAUGUUCUUCAGUUUCCUGUUUUACUGUGAAGGUCUCAUGUUUCCAUGUUCCGCGUAUCUUGUUUUGCUUCCCAUGUGUCUGUGUCUUCCUACGUAUGUUGUCGUGAUCUCCCUCAUUCAUGGCUGUGUGUCCCGGUGUCUUUCCGUGUGUUUAGUUGAUUAUUUCCUUGUAUGGUUUUGCAUCGUUUUGCCAUUCAGCAAUAAAGUUGUGUUCCUUUGAGUUUGAGUCUGUGAUUAGGUCCUUUCUUGCCUGUACAUAGCCAUUUUGUGACACACUGAUUUAUAUUCCUGAGCACUAAGCAGUCUCAUCAUAACUCAAACAUACUUUCUAGCAUAGCAUAGCACUGUUGUACUGACUUGUUUUUAACUCAUGAAUUAGUAUUGUUACAGAUCUGUACUGGACUGUUGUGGUGAAAUGGAAUCUGAUAGUUGUAGUUCAUAGGGUAAGUCAUCUCAUUAAAAUUUUGAAAGUAAAGUCAAGACCUUUAAUUACAUAGUGAAGGUGGUGUGAUAAAAUCUUAAAAUUAUCAUGGUCCGGAGUCUGGUGACUCCAUGUUUAUGUUUUGUGUUUAUUGAUUUUUUAGAGUUUUCUGGGGGGGGGUUGUUAUUUUUAUUAUUAUUUUUAUUGUUUAUUAUUUUUCUUCCAGUCUUUAGGUGUUCUCUGUUCUCCCCUUGUGUUCAUGUCAUUUUACUUUGAUGAUACCUUGUCUCAUGUCUGUGUCUCUAGCCUUACCUCCCCUUAGUCUUGUCAAGUGUGAUCUGUCCCAGCUGUGCUCUCCUCCUGUUUCCCUUUCCCUCGUCAUCCCUCACUGUAUUUUGGCCCUGUGUUUCUCUCUUUCAGUGUUGUGUCGUCACCUCAAGCUGUGUAGUCUAAGAAGCUUGGAAAGAA